UUCAAUUAGUAAUUAUUGGGUCUUGCAAAAUGAAGGUCUUUACAGUUAUUUUAUUUUGCUUCUUAGCCGCGUUACAGGACCGUGUCGCAGCGCACAACGAUGAAGAAACCAGGGUAGAACUACCCUGGUUGGUUCACCUUCGUUACUCAUGCCUGACGCUCAGAGGACGUCUGAACUCCUGUGUAGGAACUCUCUACAACAACAGAUGGAUUAUUACUGCUGCUUCCUGCUUGUCUGAAUUGAACAUUGACAACUCACUAAUAGAAUCACGUUAUAUAUGGGUCCGAUAUGACGCCCCAAAUGUCUUCAGACCUGGCUUCGUGACAGAAACCACAAAGCUUAAAAUCCACCCUGAGUACGAUUACAAAACUGGAGCCAAUAAUAUUGGUCUCAUUGACAUUGACAGGGAUAUUGAAUUCACAGGUAAGAUAAGACACCGAAAGAUAUCUUUUAAAGAAAUUAUCACGAUCUUUAAUAUUUUAUUAUGUGAUUUUGGAAUAAAACUGUAUGAUUGCCUGUUGGGUAGUAGUAGUAGUAGUUGA
Molecule: messenger RNA, 542 nt
Organism: Pieris napi
Lineage: Eukaryota; Metazoa; Arthropoda; Insecta; Lepidoptera; Pieridae
Product: brain-specific serine protease 4-like
Exons: 5
Coding region: 30-542 (170 amino acids)
Biological process (GO): proteolysis
Molecular function (GO): serine-type endopeptidase activity
Source: RefSeq, a predicted model, not a curated record